GUUAAAUAUAUGCUAGAUUUAUGACAAUCAAGUCGCAAGGAAAUUUAAGUUAUUUUAUAUUCUAAGCUCUGUAUGUAUUGUUGUAACCUUAUUCUUUCUUAAUCAAGAUAGACACAACGUAAACUCUUCUUUCUCUUCUUUCUCUUCUUUGUUGUUUUCAGCAUUUACAUUCAAUAAAUCCAUGAUUUCUAGCAUGGUAUCAGAGCCCAUGGUACCCGUUCUGGUACCUUGUGGCUUUUGUGAUUUUCUCUUUGCUUCCGCAUUUUAAUCUCUUAGCGAUUUCUCUUUCCCCAAAUCGAAACCCUAGCCUCCAAUCUUGUCAAAUCGAAGACGUCAGUCCUCCCAUCAGAGAUGCCCAGUACGACUUCUUCUGUUCGCCUUCAUCGCCAUCUUUGGUUCGCGUUCUGGUCCUCUCUCUCUCCGGCACGGUCUCAUGUAGUCUCUUUUCCAUCCGUCGUUCUUAGAUUUAGUCAGGAUGAUGUCGGAGAAGGAGAUUCUACGGUGAAUGCGAGAUGGGUAUUCUGAGCCGGUGAUGUGGCUCUCUCCUCUCAGCCAGCUCCCAUCUUCAUAUUCUCUUACCGAUGCAAUAGAGAUGGAGAGGGACUACCCUGGCUGGCUUGUCAAGUAUCGUGUUGAUCUUAAUCUGCUAGUCGCAGCUCUUCCUGGAGAGGAUUGGAAUGCUUGUGUUGUCUUGGGCCUUUCUCAAGAGGAUGAGACAGAUAAUGGGGUUGAGGAUACUUCAACUCAUCUUUUGUUGCAGCUGCCUGGUAAGAUCAUAUCCUAUAAUCUGAGGGAAGACCUAGCUUCAAGACAUCUGUUGAGUUAGGCAAUAAGGAACUUUUUCAAGCUUUAGGUGACUAUGAUCAUACUCAAGAUGAUGUUGAUUAUCAUUAUACU
Molecule: messenger RNA, 897 nt
Organism: Fragaria vesca subsp. vesca
Lineage: Eukaryota; Viridiplantae; Streptophyta; Magnoliopsida; Rosales; Rosaceae
Exons: 2
Coding region: 506-826 (106 amino acids)
Source: RefSeq, a predicted model, not a curated record